ACCAGCCCUGUGGCCUGAGUCUCUCCUCCUGAGCAAAGAGCCGCUUUUUUGGGAGUGUUUUCCUAAACACGCGGGUGAUUCUGAAUCUUUCACUCCGCUCAGUAGAACGGGGCUUCAUAAAAUGUGUGCACUGUCUCUUUAAGAUCCCUUCGCUGGUUCGCUUCGUAUUGAUCAAUCCACCAUUUUCCAGCGCACAGCACCACAACACGCAGCGGCGGCGGCGGCAGCGGCAGCGGCAGCAGCAGCAGCUAGAGAAAGCGCUACCUGGAGACGCCAGGCAGGACCGGGGGCAGUCAUGGCAGCCAACAUGUACCGGGUCGGAGAUUAUGUUUAUUUCGAAAACUCCUCCAGUAACCCACUGCUGAUCAGGAGGAUAGAGGAGCUCAACAAGACGGCAAAUGGGAACGUGGAGGCCAAAGUGGUGUGCUUCUACCGACGAAGAGAUAUCUCCACAACGCUCAUCGCCCUCGCAGACAAACAUGCACGAGAAUUGGAAGAGGAGAUGGAGAACCCUGAAAUGUUGGAUCUCUCAGAGAAACAGAAGCAUCAGCUCAGACACAGAGAGCUCUUUCUCUCCAGACAGCUUGAGUCUCUGCCCGCCACACACAUCAGGGGAAAAUGCUGUGUUACACUUCUGAAUGAGACAGAAGCCCUGAAGUCCUAUUUAGAAAGGGAGGAUGCCUUUUUUUACUCGCUGGUGUAUGAUCCUCAGCAGAAGACUCUGCUUGCUGAUAAGGGAGAGAUCAGAGUGGGGAACAAGUACCAGGCUGACAUCACUGACCUCCUCAAAGAGGGAGAAAAUGAUGGCCGGGAGCUGGAGAAACUGGAGGAGAGGGUGUGGGAUACCAGCAGCCCCCUCACUGAGAAACAGAUCAGCCAGUUCCUCGUCGUAGCUAGGUCUGUGGGUACGUUUGCACGGGCUCUAGACUGCAGUAGUUCAGUUCGGCAGCCCAGUCUGCACAUGAGCGCUGCGGCAGCCUCCAGAGAUAUCACACUGUUUCAUGCCAUGGACACAUUGCAUAAGACCGGUUAUGACAUGACACGGGCCAUCGCCGCACUGGUACCCCAGGGAGGACCGGUGCUGUGCCGGGAUGAAAUGGAGGAAUGGAGCCCUUCCGAAGCCAACAUGUUUGAGGAAGCGCUCGAGAAAUACGGCAAAGACUUCACUGACAUCCAGCAAGACUUUCUUCCUUGGAAGUCUCUGACAAGCAUCAUUGAGUAUUAUUACAUGUGGAAGACCACAGACAGAUACGUUCAGCAGAAACGUUUAAAAGCAGCAGAGGCGGAGAGCAAGUUAAAGCAGGUUUACAUCCCCAACUACAACAAGCCCAACCCUAACCAGCUGAGUGUGAACAGUGUAAAGCCCGGGCUGGUAAACGGAGCAGGGGUGGUGCCAGUAGCGCCGGGCCAGCCUGUUGUACUGGGCCGAGCGUGCGAGAGCUGUUACAGUCCACUUACUGGUGCGUUAGUAUCUUGGGAAAAACAACACCAUGAAGACAAAAGAACACUCCAGUCAAAUCUGCGAAAAGCCACCAGCUCCUAUCAGUGGUACUCAUGGGGGCCACUCAACAUGCAAUGCAGACUGUGUGCCUCCUGCUGGACUUACUGGAAAAAAUACGGGGGCCUGAAGAUGCCAACCAGGCUGGAUGGAGAGAGGCCGGGGCCCAACCGCAACAACAUGAGUCCUCAUGGUCUGCCGGUGAGACACAGUGGAAGCCCAAAGUUUGCUGUUAAGACAAGACAGGCAUUCUUCCUGCACACUUCUCAGCUGACGAGAACAGCUCGACGCAUCUGCCAGGACCUAUUGCGAUCCAGAUACUUGGCAAGACACCCCUAUAUACCUGUCAACACUGCCGCUAUCAAAGCAGAGUGUGCUGUGCUGUGGCCAGAUUUGUCCAUAAAGCCUGCCCCUCUAAAGCAGAUUGUAAGGAAGCCUUUGGAGUCGGUGGUUCGAUAUCUGGAGGCCCACCCCCGCCCUCCCAGAUCAGAUCCUCCACGAGGAGCCACCAUUUCCACUGGGAGCCUGACACCCAUCAAAUCGAUGCCCAUCCUCAACAAUGGCUCCCCAACCAUCCUGGGUAAACGCACCUACGAGCAGCACAAUGGCCUGGAUGGGUCCAAACCCAAAGUCCUGGCUCCUCAGUGGGAAAUAAUGACCAAGAGGGUGUCUGAACCAGUCCGAACUCCUUCUGGACUGCAGGAUGAGGUUCAUGAACUGGACUGACCUCUGUUCUAAUGACCGACUGCUAUACUCAGACAAGUGGAGCAGGUGACUUGAGAGAUUUUUUUCAGCUCUCAGUACUGGAUGGACCUGAGAGGAUCUGCGGUCAGCAUGCCCUGCCCAAGUGGCCCAUUUUUAUAGCUGAAGCCAUUGAAAAGACUACAAAGUCUCUAUGGGUUACAAGAGCCUGUGGCCUAAUGGGACUGACCUGAUUGAAUAGGACUGAUUAUUGUUAUCAUAUACCAUCAGCUGUUACUUCUGUCAUUUGUAAUUAUUAUUAUAAUUAUGAUUAUUAUAAUUAUUACAAUUAUUAUUACUGUUCUUUUUUUUUUUUAUCAGGUAUAACAUUUUCUUUUAAUGACAUGUUGAUAAAAAUGAAGAAUCUUGAACGUUUCUUGAAACGGCUUGCUCCCAAACCAUUAUGUAAAAUUUGGACGAAAUGUCGAUUUUGUCUCUUGGAUCGUUUUGUAUCAUGUCGUAUCCACAUGAACAUGAAGGACUAUAUGACUUCUGUUUUUCUUCAUUUGGAUGCUUGUAUUCUCCAGUUCUGUUUGUCCGUCCUGCCACAGCAGUUUAAAUUAUUCAGAAAGACAGUUUGAAUGUUCUUUUUGUACCUUUUUCACAAGUAUUACAACUAUGCUUCUAUAUGUAAUUUCUCUUUUGUGAAUAUGUAAAUGAAAACAAGAGGGAGGCGUUAUUGUACAGUGGUGCAUUUUGGGCCUUCUGUGGGUAUCAAGCUUGUUGUAAUGGAUUUGCCAUGCACAGCAUAUUCUUUGAAAACGUCUCUUUUUUUUUUUUUAAGAAAACAUCUCUAGCUCUCCUCUCCUGCAUAAAUGGAGAGUUGACUAGAGAUGAUGGGAACUCAGAAAAGGUACUACCCCAUUAAUACAAUGAUGCACCUUCUUAAGAAUAAGCCUGUAUAAGAGUGUGGUGUUUGUUAUUUCUUACAUUUGCAUCAAUAUUUUAGUUGCAGCAUUCAGAAACUGACCACUUCAGGCCUGGGAUAUGUGAUACAUCCCAGUUUACUCUGCAGUUGGCUUAUCAAAUAUUAAUAUCUUUAUGGCAAUAGAGAGCUUCUUUCUCUCAUCACACAAUGUUUUUUUAUUUAGUUUUAUACACAAAAUGGAUUUGAGUUAGCUGUAAAACAUUU
Messenger RNA from Xyrauchen texanus (razorback sucker), 3371 nucleotides. RefSeq names its product metastasis-associated protein MTA1-like. Gene Ontology annotation, biological process: negative regulation of transcription by RNA polymerase II; response to ionizing radiation; double-strand break repair. Gene Ontology annotation, molecular function: histone deacetylase binding; transcription corepressor activity; sequence-specific DNA binding. Lineage: Eukaryota; Metazoa; Chordata; Actinopteri; Cypriniformes; Catostomidae. The transcript has 19 exons. The record is from RefSeq and is a predicted model, not a curated record. Gene Ontology annotation, cellular component: nucleoplasm; NuRD complex. The coding region runs from base 296 to 2224 and encodes 642 amino acids.